This is a messenger RNA of Abrus precatorius (Indian licorice), 2049 nucleotides long. Its product is annotated as granule-bound starch synthase 1, chloroplastic/amyloplastic-like. The transcript is spliced from 14 exons. Gene Ontology annotation, molecular function: alpha-1,4-glucan glucosyltransferase (UDP-glucose donor) activity. Bases 194 to 2044 code for a protein of 616 amino acids. Lineage: Eukaryota; Viridiplantae; Streptophyta; Magnoliopsida; Fabales; Fabaceae. The record is from RefSeq and is a predicted model, not a curated record.
AUUACAAAUGCUGCACCCUCCUAUGCAUCAUCUUGAAGUAAGAAAGCAAAUGAAUACAAAAAUAACUCUUCAAGUUAAUGCUUGACCCUUCUGGCUAAUCCUUGCUGUUCUUGCUUUAACUCUCUGUGCGCUUCAUCGGCUAAGUUUUCUAAUUCUGAAGGAGACUUUAUUCUACAGGGGAGAAGUAUCAAAGAUGGCAACAUUGACUGCUUCAAGUAACUUAGUCUCUGGAAGUUCUCAUGUCCACUAUGGACCAAAUGCUUCAUAUGAGUCUAAAGCAGCAUCAAUGGGACUUAGAUCUCUAAAGCAGACCAAUACUCAUAAUGGGCUAAGAAUUUUGAACCCGGUGGAUGAGUUACUUAAUAGAACCCCAAUUAAAAUUAAUGCAGCACAAACUAUGAGGAUGAAGGUUCAGAACAAGAAUGAUAGGCCCACAGGUGUAAUCAUAUGUGGCAUGAAUUUGAUCUUUGUAGGAACUGAGGUUGCUCCAUGGAGCAAAACUGGCGGGUUAGGAGAUGUUCUUGGAGGGCUUCCACCAGCAUUGGCUGGUAAUGGGCAUCGAGUUAUGACCAUUGCUCCACGUCAUGAUCAGUACAAAGAUGCAUGGGAUACAAAUGUUAUAGUUGAGUUGAAAGUGGGAGAUAGAACAGAGAAAGUUCGCUACUUCCAUUGCUAUAAGAGGGGAGUUGAUCGUGUCUUUGUGGAUCACCCCAUGUUUCUAGAAAAGGUCUGGGGGAAAACUGGAACCAAACUUUAUGGACCUACUACAGGAGAGGAUUACCAAGACAACAUACUACGUUUUAGCCUGUUUUGCCAGGCAGCUUUGGAAGCACCAAGAGUUCUGAAUCUUAAUUGCAGUAAAUAUUUCUCUGGACCAUAUGGUGAAGAUGUCCUUUUCAUCGCCAAUGAUUGGCACACAGCCCUUCUCCCCUGCUACUUGAAAACUAUGUAUCAGUCAGUGAGCAUCUAUAAGAACGCCCGAGUCGUUUUUUGUAUCCACAACAUUGCUUACCAAGGAAGAUUUGCAUUCGCAGACUUUUCACUUCUCAAUCUCCCUGACCAAUUUAAAAGCUCUUUUGACUUUAUUGAUGGGCAUGUUAAACCAGUGCUUGGGAGGAAAAUCAAUUGCAUGAAAGCUGGAAUUUUAGAAUCAUGCUUUGUGUUAACUGUUAGUCCAUACUAUGCUCAAGAACUAGUGUCUGGCCCAGAUAAAGGAGUAGAGUUGGACAACAUCCUUCGCCGAAUUGUUGAUCGUUUUGUUGGAAUUGUGAAUGGCAUGGACGUUCAGGAGUGGAAUCCAUCCACUGACACAUAUAUAGCUGUCACAUACAAUGCUUCAACAGUAAUGGAAGCAAAGGCUCUUCUCAAAGAAGCCCUCCAAGCAGAAGUUGGAUUGCCAGUUGACAGAAAUAUUCCUCUCAUUGGAUUUAUUGGUAGGCUUGAAGAGCAAAAGGGUUCUGAUAUUCUUGUUGCAGCGAUUCCUCAAUUCAUUGGGGAGAAUGUUCAGAUAGUAGCCCUAGGAACAGGCAAAAAACAAAUGGAAAAACAGCUUCAGCAACUUGAAAUAUCAUUCCCUGACAAGGCCAGAGGAGUGGCAAAAUUCAAUGUUCCCCUAGCCCACAUGAUAAUUGCUGGAGCUGAUUUUAUAUUGGUCCCUAGCAGAUUUGAGCCUUGUGGUCUCAUUCAGUUACAAGCUAUGCGCUAUGGAACUGUACCUAUUGUUGCCUCAACCGGUGGAUUAGUCGACACAGUUAAAGAAGGGUUCACUGGAUUUCAGAUGGGUGCCUUCAAUGUUGAAUGUGAUGCUGUGGAUCCUGCGGAUGUGGAUGCUAUAGCAAAGACUGUCAAAAGGGCCACUGCAGUGUAUGGAACUCCAGCUUUUACAGAAAUGAUCAAGAAUUGCAUGGAUCGAGAUCUUUCAUGGAAGGGACCUGCUAAGAAAUGGGAAGAAAUACUACUAAGCUUGGGAGUUCCUGGCAGUGAACCUGGCAUUGAUGGAGAAGAAAUUGCUCCACAGGCAAAGGAAAACGUGGCAACUCCAUAAUAAGG